AUGUCUCAUGGAGAGCUUAAAAAACGGAGGAGAGAGGAUUAUGGCUACAUUUUAGAGUACAGGACACGCUGGUACGAUUCAAUCGUGAACUCUUAUCUCAUCGAACAUUGUGGUUUACACCCUCCCACUUCAUCCCAAUACGGCUUAGUGGUGCACUCUCAUGGUGAUUUCUUUGGCUCAAUUGCAUUUCCGGCUGUCGCUGAUCUAGCGUUACGUGUCAACAAGCUUGGAAAAAGCAGUGUUACCUACGAGAUCGCCUUAUUCGAGCGAGGAGUUGAAGAAGUCAAGUCGGUAGGGGAAAUCGUCCACGUAUUUGUUGAAAGAAAGACUGGCAGGCCAGCAGCCCAAGGAAUGAACGACACAAUCAAGGAAGGACUCCAAAAGAUCCUCAGACCACUAUCAAAACUCUAA
Molecule: messenger RNA, 411 nt
Organism: Sclerotinia sclerotiorum 1980 UF-70
Lineage: Eukaryota; Fungi; Ascomycota; Leotiomycetes; Helotiales; Sclerotiniaceae
Exons: 2
Coding region: 1-411 (136 amino acids)
Source: RefSeq, a predicted model, not a curated record